Ilex paraguariensis (yerba mate) is the source of this 432-nucleotide messenger RNA. Lineage: Eukaryota; Viridiplantae; Streptophyta; Magnoliopsida; Aquifoliales; Aquifoliaceae. The record is from the annotation of a GenBank genome assembly.
AUGAAGAAGAAUAAUGGAUCAGAGAGAGAGAGUAGAAAGGCAAAAGAAGAUCAGAAUGAGGGAAAGUUGUUCAACACUGUUAUAUCGAAUGGUGGUGGUGGGGUUAAAGAGGAGUAUGUAUAUAGGACUAAAUCCAAAGAACGCAAAAUGUUGGCGGAUUUUAGCAGCUUCCCACAGCUCACUGCGAUGUUGGCUUUCAGGGCAAGAAUGAGGAAGAAGAGCAAGAGUGGAAAUAGAAACAAGAGGAGGAAGAAGCAGCAAAUGAUACCUCUUUCUGUAGGUCCAAAUGCAAUGGUGGAAGAAACUGGGAGGAUAAGAAAAGUGUUGGAAACAAAACCAGCUAUGGUGUUUGAGAAUGAUGGGUCCCAGAGGCACCCAGAAUCUGCUAGUAGGUACAUUAGGGGUGCUUGCUUAGGCGCAACAAAUAGCUAA